This is a messenger RNA of Rotaria sp. Silwood2, 2100 nucleotides long. The record is from the annotation of a GenBank genome assembly. NCBI's taxonomy places the organism in Eukaryota, Metazoa, Rotifera, Eurotatoria, Philodinida, Philodinidae.
AUGUUGAUCGAAGAAUGGCCAGUUGAACUAUGGCUCGAACUGUUCGUUUAUAUGUCAACAUUUGAUCUUGUCGUCAGUUGGUUUAAUCUAAACAUUCGUUUGAAUCGUAUGAUCGAACGUGCACUUUUACUAGGUCUUCAUCAGUUCGAUCUUGAUGAAAGCUGGGCACAUGGAAUCUUUAUGAAUUGUGUUGAACAUGUGUAUCCACGUUUAGCUCCUUACGUAAGCAAGAUCAUCUUGCGUGAUACAUUCGCCACUGUACGUCUAGUAGCAAAAUCUAGUAUUCUCUUCCUCUCUGUCUCCAUUCACCUUAUAAAUAUAUUCAAAGAGUCAUCAUUAUUACACGAACUGAUCAUCGAAUCCGGCCUUCAUGAAAGUAAUUACUAUUCGAAUACACUUGAAAAAAUACUCAAAAACAAUAUUUCAUUCCAUACUAUGCGAUUCAAUGUUAUUAACAAUGCUUCUCCCUAUUUUGGCAGAAAGUUGAGCAUUUUACAUUUCCGUCUCGGAGAUGAUCAUGGAAUAUGUCUUGCUAAUACUGUAUGUUUGACAUUAUUAGUGCAACGAUGGUCAAAUUUAAUUACGCUUAUACAAGAUGGUUGUUUACCAUUACUUGAAGAACUCGAUGCUACAAUCGAGCAACGACAUCCACAUAAUAAACAAGAAAACGAUGAUGAUGAUCGACUUCAUUCAGUUAAUCUUUUCAAAUUACGAUCACUUCGUUUAUGUGAUGUUACAUUAAAUAAUGUACGUGAUCUUCUUCGUUAUGUACCGUCAUUAUCUUUCAAACUCGAUACACUUUCAUUGGUUCAUGUACGAGUAGAUGAUAAUGAUAACAUCACUAGUCUUCAUCAUCUUGUUGACUUUAAAAAUUUACUAAUCAAUCGUUUAUCUGCUCAAUUAUGUCGUUUGCAGCUUAUUCUCUACAUUGUAUCCGAUGAUACUUUUUGCAAACAUGCACUUGAUGUAUUUAACGUUGUUGAUGAUACUUGUCCAUGGCCAUGGCCUCGUAUGCAUCAUCAAACAGAAGAAUACAUUGAUAAUCAAAAUUCUAAACCAAUUGAUGUCUUGUACAUGACUUAUCCCAUCUCCUGUGGUACUCUUCUUAUUCUCUACAUUGUAUCCGAUGAUACUUUUUGCAAACAUGCACUUGAUGUAUUUAACGUUGUUGAUGACAUUUGGCCAUGGCCAUGGCCUCUUAUGCAUCAUCAAACAGAAGAGUACAUUGAUAACCGAAAUUCUAAACCAAUUGACGUCUUGUACAUGAGUUAUCCCAUCUCAUGGUACUCUUGUCAACGACGACGACUUAACGACCAAACGAGUGUACGUCAUCUUCGUUGGCCUUUUCAAGGUGUACCACCAAGACGUAUCUAUUGGACUUUAGAAAAUGAAGAUGAAAUGAGCAGUACCAAAGCUACUACAAAUGAUAUAUAUACAUGUUUGAAUACUCUCGUUAAUGUCAAUUCACUUAGAUGGUCCAUUAGUUUAAAUCCUGGUUCAAUCUUGGCUCAUCUUCAACAAAAGCCAAGCAUCUUUCCUCGAUGGCAUAAAAUGCAUGAUGUCACUCUCCAAUUCACCAAUCAAUAUCUAUUGCCUUCUCAUCGUGUUGGAAUUCUUGAUAAUAUCUUGCAAAGUGCUUGUUAUCUCACAAGUUUGACUGCUCAUUGGUCGGAUGUGCUCAAUGUAGCCAAAAAUAAUAUUAGAAAAUAUCCUACUGUCAAACGUCUUCACUUAUUGUUAUCAUUCGGACGAGAUUGGCAUGAUGAUGUUGAUGUCGAUGUAAUGGUGCUACUAGAUCCUUCGGUGAUUGCUCAUCUAUUUCCUUGUCUACGUCAGCUAAGCACAUCUGGUAGUUUACCUCGUGGUCGUAUUCGUUUGACAUCAUUGGAUCCUCUUGUUUCACUUGUACUUUCUUUUGUUGCACAUCUUUCACCUCAUUUAACAUUUCUGUAUCUUAACAAAUGUGAAACAUCAUUGUCAAGACUUGUUGCUUUGUCUAAAGAUAAGCAGAAAUAUGUUUGUGAUGUUUUAAAAAUGAAAAUAUCAUCUGCUGCUCGCAUUACAAUCACUGAUGGUGAUAGAUUGAAAAUUUGGUUGUAA